CAUUUUCUAUUCUCCAAGUUGUCUUUACUUUCAUUUUAUUUAUUCAUUAAUGCACUCAUAGUUUACAUGUUAGUAGGUACUGUAGAUGAUCUUAUGCUGGCUAGACUAAUUAUACUAAUUAUACUGGUUAUACUAGAUACUCUAGAUAUACAUAUUGGUGGUCGGUGCUCACGUGACCGGCGUUCGCUAUUUAAAGCGACGAUUUAAUCUAAUCCCGCCAGCUACUCCAUCUUCUUUACAAUUACAAUGGCAUUCGAAUGGGAAGUUGUUGUUUACGAUAAACCAGGGACUGACAGAACCCCGGUCAGAGCAGACCACGUUAAAAACAUUCCUGCGGCAGUCAAUGCCGGUAUUUUAACCUCUGCUGGUGCAAUUUAUACCGAUGAAACCAAAUCCAAAUUUGCCGGAAGUGCUUUACAUGUAAUUGCUGACACCAAGCAAGAAGUCAUUGAUUUCUUGAAAACCGACGUUUAUGCUAAAGCAGGCAUUUGGGAUCUUGAUAAUGUUAUUGCUUUCCCUCUUGGUUUAGCUGUCAGAUUACCUAAAAAAAUGGAUGGUGUCACUGUGGGUUUUGAUCAUUAACUAUCCAGAUUAUAAUUCUUAUUAAUAUAUGAUUUAUUAUUCAA
This is a messenger RNA of Hyphopichia burtonii NRRL Y-1933, 626 nucleotides long. RefSeq names its product Ofr1p (gene OFR1). The transcript has a single exon. The record is from RefSeq and is a predicted model, not a curated record. The coding region runs from base 247 to 582 and encodes 111 amino acids. Lineage: Eukaryota; Fungi; Ascomycota; Pichiomycetes; Serinales; Debaryomycetaceae.